Nicotiana attenuata is the source of this 1115-nucleotide messenger RNA. Its product is annotated as probable tyrosine-protein phosphatase At1g05000. Lineage: Eukaryota; Viridiplantae; Streptophyta; Magnoliopsida; Solanales; Solanaceae. Gene Ontology annotation, cellular component: cytoplasm. The transcript has 5 exons. Gene Ontology annotation, biological process: protein dephosphorylation. The coding region runs from base 357 to 953 and encodes 198 amino acids. Gene Ontology annotation, molecular function: phosphatase activity. The record is from RefSeq and is a predicted model, not a curated record.
UCGAAAGCAGUCAAACUUUUGCUAUAAUUCUAUAUCUAUACAAAUUCCUCGACGAUCCCAAGUCCCAACAUAAAACAAAUCCUAUUAUUAUACGUAGUGAGAAAUCCCCUUGGCAAUCAUGCCUUUUUCUUGAUUUGCUCUUUUCUACAAAUCAAUCCAACAGAUAGACCCUAGCACCCUAUACCCUACAAUCAUCCCUCUUUGCAACUUCCACGCCGCCCUCAUGGAAAUAAAUUGAAACAACCAUUUAUCUUGCCUUUUAAACUGAUUAUAAGAUGAUGUUGAUGAUGGCGGUGGUAGUUGUUCUUUAGCAUUGGUUGUAAAUUGUGAUUUGAUAAAGAAAAAAGAAAAAAAAAAUGUGUCAGAUUUUGGAAAUAGAGGGUGGUGAUUUGUUGGUGCCGCCCACAAAUUUUUCUGCUGUUGAAGAUAAUUGCAUUUAUAGAUCUGGGUUUCCUCAGUCCUCCAAUUUCACGUUUCUCCAGUCCCUUAAUCUACGCUCUAUCAUAUAUUUGUGCCCUGAGCCUUAUCCUGAGCAAAAUUUGGAGUUUCUUCGAAUUAACAAUAUCAAGCUUUUCCAAUUCGGAAUUGAUGGCACUAAGGAGCCAUCAGCUAUGUCCAGCUGUGCUAUAACAGAGGCUCUGAAAGUGAUAACUGAUGUCAGAAAUCACCCAGUUCUCAUCCACUGCAAGCGCGGGAAGCACCGAACUGGUUGCCUUGUUGGGUGCCUGAGGAAAUUGCAGAACUGGUGUAUGUCUGCUGUUGUUGAGGAGUACAAACAUUUUUCCGGCACUAAGUGGAGGGAAACAGACCUCAAAUUUCUGGAGAGCUACGACGUUUCAUGCAUAAGGCAUUGUCUCGAGAGCAUUAUCUAUAGGUACUAUGGCGCGAAGAAGAGGCGCUUGCUAUACAGCGAAGAAAGUCUGCAGAAGUCACAGAUGACUCCUGUUCUGUAGAAAGGGAUUAUCCAUCUUAAUUUUUAGCCUGGAUUGGAUAUCCUAUUGCUCUUUAUUCCUUUUAAGUUUCUUUCUUUUUAGUCAUUACACACUGCGUCAGAUUCAUUUAUACACCAAUUUGUUUCGGAUGCUAUAUUUUGCUCUACUUCUUUCUUUCUUUCC